AUGCUCGCCGACAGAAAACGUCCCAAUUCUACGGGUUUGACGUGCCAUAUAUUGUAUUUGAAUGGUUUAGCUUAUGAUGUACUUCAAAAGAAAUAUGGGGACUUUUAUGAAGUUUACUUAGGUCCCAAACGAAUGAUCUGGCUCUGCAGAGAAGAAUUGGUUCACGAGAUUAUGGCCCAGAAAACUAAUAGUAACUUUCAUUAUUCAGUGACUGCGGAUAGCGGACUUGAUGAAAUUGGAGUUCUAAAUUCGGGAGUUGUCUAUAACUUAGAUUAUAAGGCCUGGGAAUAUUAUCGAAGGUUUUAUACAAGAUCUAUAUUAAAACCAUCAUUUAUGAUUCAAUCACUAAAUAGUGUUCGGGAAGUAUUUAAUGAGAUGGAGGGUUAUUGGGAACAGCUUGGAGAAGAUACCGUAUUAGACUUUCCCCAUUGGACGAAAAGAUUUUUCAUGGAUUCCACACUUUUAUUAACCGCCAAUAAACGCGCAUACUCACUGGCUAACUAUUACAAUAGUAUAUCGAUUGGCAAAAAGGUUAAG
Molecule: messenger RNA, 537 nt
Organism: Acaulospora morrowiae
Lineage: Eukaryota; Fungi; Glomeromycota; Glomeromycetes; Diversisporales; Acaulosporaceae
Source: the annotation of a GenBank genome assembly